Messenger RNA from Geodia barretti, 1172 nucleotides. The record is from the annotation of a GenBank genome assembly. Lineage: Eukaryota; Metazoa; Porifera; Demospongiae; Tetractinellida; Geodiidae.
UUUCAUGAAAGUGGGGGAACAACAUCUCCAGUGGCAUACAAUGGUAUUGAGCCAGACACAACAGGCUGUGAAGUUGCUCCAAGAAUUCUGGAGUGUGGAGCAGGAGAAGGAGUGUUGAGUGAUGGAGACAUUGGACCUACAGACUCAGUGGAUGCCAGUGAUCAAGACCAGGUCACCAGGUUCUUUGUCUGGCAUAGAGACAAUGGCUCUGUGGCACUCUCUUUCUCUGCCACUGAUAUCUCUACUGUGUCCUACAUUGAAGUCUACUUCUUGAGUCUUCCCUCUGCCAAAAUAGGACCACCUGAGACCACCAGAAUUAUUACUGAUUUCAGUCCAAGAGUUGAAGAUACUUUCGUCCCUCAUAACUGUUCUUUCUCCUCUUCUACAAAUACACUGACCAGGAAUACAUUUAUUCUACCACAAAAUCCUGAUAAUCUCUAUAUCAUAUUCAAUUUCGACGAAGACACUGACUGGCUGUUCAUUAUGAUAGUGGAGGUAGAGUCCUCAGGACUGGUGGUGAGAGAAGGAAGUGAGGUGAUUGUUCUGACAUGUGAGGUGUAUGGCUAUCCUCGAGACUCCUCACCUCCCAAGUGGAGCUCUCCUGGGAGAAACCUGGAGACCCGCAGAUUCAUCACUACUCUCAGUGACACUGGUCCCCUGAGUGGUGGCAGUGUGUCCUCCACUGACAAGGUCACUGUGUCUCAACUCACUAUCUACUGUGCAUCUGAGACAGACAAUGGAGAGUACACAUGUAACUCAGAAUCAGGAGCCGACAGCAAUGAGUCUCUGACUGGUGUAGUGGUGGGACUGGCUGUAUUGCUCCUCGUCUCAGUGACUAUCAACCUACUGUUAGCUGCCCACUGGAUGUACACACUGAGAGGGAGGGGAACAAAGAGUGGUGGAGAGGGUCCUGGGAACCAGGAACAGCUCUAUGAGGUGGUCGAUGGUGAUCAGCAACUCAAUGCAGCACGAGAUGAGGUCUCUCUGAAAACCAAUGAGGCUUACGGGAAGAUCAGCACCCAGAACACGACCUCUGCACCCAAACACUGCACUUUGACUCAGAUUUGUAAAUAUGUAACAUAGAGCAUGCAUGCAUGUACGUGUAAGGAUGUGAUGUCACUCUAUAAUUGUGUGCGUAUAAAUACCCAUGUCUUUGUAGUAAGUAUGAGAGC